Messenger RNA from Mandrillus leucophaeus (drill), 1765 nucleotides. RefSeq names its product hepatitis A virus cellular receptor 1 (gene HAVCR1). Gene Ontology annotation, molecular function: virus receptor activity; phosphatidylserine binding. Gene Ontology annotation, biological process: positive regulation of mast cell activation; phagocytosis, engulfment. Gene Ontology annotation, cellular component: cell surface. The record is from RefSeq and is a predicted model, not a curated record. Lineage: Eukaryota; Metazoa; Chordata; Mammalia; Primates; Cercopithecidae. The transcript has 9 exons. Bases 319 to 1668 code for a protein of 449 amino acids.
GUGCUGUUAGUGCCUACGUAGGUUUAGUUUUCGAAGUUCUUCCGUGGCCCUUUUUGCUUAUUAUAUCAAUCCUUGGUGGGAGACAGAGGAAGCAUUUUUAGUGCUAUUUUACAACUGAGGAAAUAGAGGUUUGAAGAGAACUCAGGAAGGCUCAGGGUUAUCCAGCAUUGUGAGUGACAGAGCUUGGAUCUGAACAGCAGGCUCAUAUGAAUCAUCCAAAGAUAAGUUGCAAUCUGAGAAUUAGGACUUGAUCAGAUACCAUCUGGCGGGGUGUACCAACCAGCCUGUCUGCUCAUUUUCCUUCAGGCUGAUCCUAUAAUGCAUCCUCAAGUGGUCAUCUUAAGCCUCUUCCUACAUCUGGCAGAUUCUGUAGCUGAUUCUGUAAAUGUUGAUGGAGUGGCAGGUCUACCUAUCACACUGCCCUGCCGCUACAACGGAGCUAUCACAUCCAUGUGCUGGAAUAAAGGCACAUGUUCUGUUUUCUCAUGCCCAGAUGGCAUUGUCUGGACCAAUGGAACCCACGUCACCUAUCGGAAGGAGACACGCUAUAAGCUAUUGGGGAACCUUUCACGCAGGGAUGUCUCUUUGACUAUAGCAAAUACAGCUGUGUCUGACAGUGGCAUAUAUUGUUGCCGUGUUCAGCACAGUGGGUGGUUCAAUGACAUGAAAAUCACCAUAUCAUUGAAGAUUGGGCCACCCAGGGUCACAACUACUCCAAUUGUCAGAACUGUUCGAACAAGCACCACUGUUCGAACGACAACAACCCUUCCAACAACAACAACUCUUCCAACGACAACGACCCUUCCAACGACAACAACCCUUCUAACGACAACGACCCUUCCAACAACAACAACUCUUCCAACAACAACGACUCUUCCAACGACAACGACUCUUCCAACGACAACAACCCUUCCAACGACGACUCUUCCAAAGACAACGACUCUUCCAAUGACAACGACCCUUCCAACGACAACAACUCUGCCAACGACAACAACUCUUCCAAUGACAAUGACCCUUCCAACGACAACGACUCUUCCAACGAUAACGACCCUUCCAACGACAACGACUCUUCCAACGACAAUGACCCUUCCAACGACAAUGACUCUUCCAAUGACAACGACUCUUCCAACGACAACAACUCUGCCAACGACAACAAUGGUCUCUACCUUUGUUCCUCCAACACCAUUGCCCAUGCAGAACCAUGAACCAGUAGCCACUUCACCAUCUUCACCUCAGCCAGCAGAAACCCACCCUGUGACACUGCUGGGAGCAACAAGGACACAACCCACCAGCUCACCAUUGUACUCUUACACAACAGAUGGGAGUGACACCGUGACAGAGUCUUCAGAUGGCCUUUGGAAUAACAAUCAAACUCAGUUGUCCCCAGAACAUAGUCCACAGAUGGUCAACACCACUGAAGGAAUCUAUGCUGGAGUCUGUAUUUCUGUCUUGGUGCUUCUUGCUGUUUUGGGUGUCGUCAUUGCCAAAAAGUAUUUCUUCAAAAAAGAGAUUCAACAACUAAGUGUUUCAUUUAGCAGCCAUCGAAUUAAAACUUUGCAAAAUGCAGUUAAAAAGGAAGUCCAUGCAGAAGACAAUAUCUACAUUGAGAAUAAUCUUUAUGCCAUGAACCAAGACCCAGUGGUGCUCUUUGAGAGUUUACGCCCAUGACUGCAGAAGACUGAACAUAUCGGACGUCUUUUAGACUCCAAGACAAUUUUUCUGUUUCAGUUUCAUCUGGCAUUCCAACACGUCAGUGACACUGGGU